Messenger RNA from Bombus pascuorum, 3892 nucleotides. RefSeq names its product neuropeptide-like 1 (gene Nplp1). The record is from RefSeq and is a predicted model, not a curated record. Bases 60 to 1736 code for a protein of 558 amino acids. The transcript is spliced from 5 exons. NCBI's taxonomy places the organism in Eukaryota, Metazoa, Arthropoda, Insecta, Hymenoptera, Apidae.
UAGCCGGUAUUCAGAUUUGGCGAACCGCGUUGGAAGGACACUGUGACAAAGUUUACGAAAUGGGUCUGACCGGAAACCACCUUGUCAGCCUCUUGCUCUACAUCUUCGUCGUCAACGAGAUCCGUCUUCCUUUGGUGACGUGCCAGGAUGAAGAUAACACUCAAUGCAUGCCAAAAGCAGCCUUCCUGGCUCUGUUGCGCCAUCCGGAAGUCAGCUCGAAUUUAGCCGCAUAUUCUAGAGCAGCGAGAAUAACUCAGGAUGCAAAAAGUCGUAACGACAUGGCACAUCUGAGAGCUUUAACCGAGGAGACUGACGACACGGAGAUCUGCGUACCUGGUCGCGUUUAUUUGCAACUAUUGAAGGAUCCGGUCAUGCGUGGUGAUCUCAGCAUUAUUCUCAAUGGAAGAACACAGAAGUUACCGGAUCUCCUUGGACGUUUGCUCGACGAUAGCGACGAGAUGGAUGCGAGGGAGUUCCUGCCUGAAUCUCAGAAAAGAAGCCUCGCAACGUUGGCCAAAAACGAUGAUCUACCGAUUAGUAUCCAGGAUCGUAUUGCUGAAAACGAAGAUGACGAAGAAAAAAGGGCUGCAAUUUCCAGCGAGCAACCAGGACAAAACGACGCAGGAAUCUCCCGUGAUUAUCUCCUCUCUGGCGGUCGUUCAGAUUUGCAAGCCUUCGCACGAGACUUCCAGAUGGAAAAACGAAAUGUCGGCGCAUUAGCUCGGGAUUUCGCGUUGCCACCUGGUAGACGUAAUAUCGCGUCCUUGGUUCGUGACUACGACCAGAGCAAGAGUAACAACCGGGAAUCUACUUUGCCUUACAAUGGAAAAAGGAACGUCGCUUCCUUGGCGAGAACGUUCACUCUACCUCAAAACGGGAAAAGGAACGUGGCAUCCGUAGCCAGAGACUACGGACUCCCUUAUGGGAAAAGAUACGUCGGUUCCUUGGCCAGAACAGGCGAUUUUCCCGCUAGAAACCAGAGAAGCGUCGCUUCUCUGGCGAAAAAUUCCGCUUGGCCAGUUUCAUUGAAGAGAGGAAUUUUCUUGCCCGGAAGCGUGAUCCUGAGAGCUCUUUCCCGUCAUGGUAGAUCGAUGGUGGACGAAACGAAUGCUAGAAACGACCUGUUAGAUCUUCAGGAACUGAUUAAUCUGGAACAAAGUCAGAGAAACGAUUAUGAGACUGCGGAGGAAAAGUUGAACGAUUCCUUGACGAAAAUCGAUUCGAACAUCAGGAGACCCAAGAGACAGAUUGGCUUCUCCGACGAGUAUCCUCUGCCUGUUAUGCAAAAUACGAACGGUUUUGAUUACGAAGAGAUGAUGGAGGCGCUCAGUGGACAGUACCCGAACGCAGAGAAGAGGUUCAUGGAAACAGGUUCUGCACCGGAGAUGCAGCCAGAGGUAGACCAGUUCGGCUACCCGGAAACGUUUCAAGCGAGUAAAAGACACAUCGGGGCCCUGGCACGUCUUGGUUGGCUUCCAUCUUUGAGGGUCGCGCGAUUUUCGCGCUCACUUCGGUAUCCGAAUGGCAGGGAGAAUCCCGCAGAUGGGCCCUCGUCCGACUACUCCGCCAACUCGUCGACAAGGUCGCUAAGACCUAACUUCAAAUCAAGGAAACACUCCGUUCAAGCCUUGCAUGGGGAUUGUCGACACGGCUUCAAAAGGUUUCUCGUCUUACCGACUACGGAUAAUUAUUUCCAUGAAAAACUUCCUUACUCGUUGCGAUCCAAAUCGUCAUAAAUAGUCUUUUUUUUACUUAUAUAUCACACGAUAAAUAUCGAUGGAUUAGUCAUUCUGUUCAUACUUUUGCUCGUACAUCUCUGGAAUUGAAUAACGAUUAUAAAUACGUAAAUACUUUGAGAAACGAGAUUUAUUUUCGAAUAAUUUUCGAUAUUUAUCUGUAACCGGUACGAGAUUAUUUGCUGGUAACUUUUCUCUUGAUUUAAAGUUAUCUGACACUGGUAAAUGUAUUUUCGAAUCAUCGCGUUUAGCAAGUAAAAGUAUAUGGGGCGCGUUAUGGCUUGUUUUUGACGAACUACUGAAUGAAAAUCAUUUCUAAAGAUUCAGGGAAAUAAGUAGAUUUAAUUCUCAACUGGUAUCGAAUCGUAAAUGAAUUUACAUUAAGUUAUUUAAUUUUUAUGUUCGAGUUUAAUUUUUAUUCUAUGUUACUCUCAUAUAAGAUAGUCUAAAAUUAAACAAUCUAGCGGAAUCUGUUGCAAUUACUUACGAUCCAAAUAUAUCGGUUGAGAUUAAACGAUGGAAGCUCAAAUCUGUGGAAACUUCAGAAGUAUUAUAUGCGAUGGAUGACUGGUACUGUAUUUAUUAUUACGGUAUGCUACAUUUAAAAGCUUUUUCGUGCUUCAAACGGCUAUCAAUGUUUAACUAGCUCGAAGUAUUAACUAACUAUAACGGUAUUGUUAAUUUUCACUAGCAACCGAAGAUUUUAUAAAGUGAAUUAUUUACGCUUCCUAUCGACGUAUAGUCUGACACGUACUGUUUUAUAUAUAUAUACAUGUAACGACUUUAUAUACUGUAUUUAAUUUAGUGCUUACUAACUUAAUACUCUAAGCGUACGUUUAAGGGAAAAUAGCAGUCAAUACGAGAUAAAAUUCAGAGUGACGUUCAAUUCUUUACGAAAUGUUGCUAAUAGAUUAGCAAACACCAAUUAUUGCAGUAAUUUAUAUCACAUUCGAUCAUGUAGUUUUAUUAUUUUAGUAUUUUAUAGUCUACAAAGAAAUUAUGUUUACACAGAACGAAUGGCCCCUUCUUGUACGGCAGCACACAUCCUUAUCAUUUGCAGGAAUUUUAUUUACUUUCUGAGUAAUAUUAACGGCGUGCAAGUAUAAUUAUCAGAAAUAUUAGAAAAUUGUACGUUGCUCGGAUAAUAGUUACCUAACCUCAAGCCUCUACUUUCGUAUUAAUUUCUCACGCUGUUUACGUUAGAUUAAACAUAUCACGUGUACCUCUUAAUGUUUCCUGCGACUUCUAUUAACGUUAAGAAACUUUCUCAGAAAUAUUUUUCUCCAAAAUUAAUGUAAUUGGACGAUAACCAGCGACAAUAACGUUAUAUUAAGAAUAAUAAUCCUAAUGUCUGAUCUGAUUCGCGAAGCUACCUUACUUAUCGUUGGAUACAUCUGUUUUGCAACGUAAAAUAUGUCUUAAAUGCAAAUGUCUUAAUAAUAUUUAGGAUUGCUUUUAAAUUAUUUAGUAAAUUACUCACAAUUCUAUUUGAAAUUUUUCACAUACUGUUUUCUUUUUUAACAAACAGUUUUACAUAACAUUAGUGUUUACUAUUUACGUUCAAUGCAUUUACUUUGAAAACACAGAUGUAUUCGUGUGGUAGUAAGUAAAACGAACAAUCAGAUAGAAUUACUCGAUGGUCUGAAGCAUUUCCGUAUCCGAAAGGAUUUCAUCGUUCGAUUGAGAGAUGUUCACCGAGCAAGUUGGAGAUUUUUUUCGAAGUUUUCACUCGAUAUUUCUACAGCCGCGGUUCACGAUCGCAAAUAGAAGAAAAAAUACAGGAAGCCGUGACGCGAUCUUCGACGUAUAACAGUAGUCGGUGUAAAUGUUAUAGCGCUGAGGGCUUGCAGGCUCUAUAGUAAUAACGCAAAAUUCAGCUUUCUUUUUGUCCAUGAUACAUGUUUCAGUACUUAUCGAUAGAUCAUUGUGUAAUACGUGUAUGUUAAAUGUAAAAGCGCGGUCUCUGGAAGAAUUGUGGUAAUUACAAACCGAUCGAUAUCAACGAUUUAUCACUAAUGCAGAUGGCGUUGUUCGAUCGCCUUCGAUUUUAUCAGAAUGUAUCAAUGUGUUUGUCUAGACAAUAACGAGUAAACGAGAUGACAAUAAAACGAUAAUAAUAAACGAUGAAAUACAGAUCUUGUUUGUCGUAUCAUUAA